CCCAGGUUGUCCACAUUCCUCUAUAUAUUGUAAUGAUCAAGAAUGCCUCCGGAUGGCAGCGCACUACACGCAUAUAGCCCGGCUCGCCCAAAAUCGGCUCGCUCGACGUCCCAAGUCUCCACCAUAUCGGUCGCAGCCCAGACCACGGCGCCUUCGCAAUUCGGUCACGACGCCCGUGGCACUUUCGAUAUUCCCAAUCCCGCCGUCCGAAACCCGACAACUCACGCCAAAGACUCGUCCGGUCGCACGUCUUCGCUGAUCGGUCAUUCAGAUGAUACGGUCGAUUUCCGUUCCGGCUCACAGGGAUCUCUUGGUCGCGGCAUCGACACCAGCGCGAUCAAUAUAUCCAGCAGUUCGUCCUCCAGGUAUGAGAAUAAUGGGAUUCCUGUGAUGGAUAUAGAAGAUGUUAGAGGAGAUGUGAAUGUACCGCCGGGGGACGCCCGAAAAGGAUUGAUGGAGAUAGUCAGAAGAGAUGCUCUUGGAGAGGGCGCGAAAAGUCUGUCGAGGCCCGUCAGACUUAAUAAAGGGAACUAUAUCUCUUUACAGGGACCGACAACUGCAUGUUAUCAGCCGCGACAGUACUAUGUCUUGACCAAUGCUGGCAAGCCCGUCUACUAUUCCGAGGGAGAAGUCUCAAACGAUGCUGUGAUCAACCUGAUGGGCGUUGCCCAAGCACUCAUCUCAAUUGUCGCGGAAGAUGGUGACCGCAUGAGGUGCAUACUGAAAGGGCGUCAUCAAAUUGCAUUCCUGUUGAAAUCACCUCUGUAUCUGUUUUGUGUUAGCGAUUGGGGAGAGCCGGAGCAUGUUUUGCGAUCUCACCUUGAAUAUAUCCACCUACACAUCUUGUCCGUUGUCACCUCGACUCAACUGACUCGAGCGUUUCAACGCAGGAGCAACUUUGACCUUUCCAAGUUACUGGAUGGAACCAGCCACUUCCUCACAAACCUAAUCACAGCUGCGCAAAAUGAUUUUACUUACUUGACAUCCACCCUCCAACCGCUCAGGAUGCCACCUGCAAUCCGAGACACCUGUGCCGCAGCUCUGAUGCCACCCUCCAAGUUUAGAGACCUACUAUAUGUUCUUCUCAUUGCAAAUAACCAUAUUGUCACUGUCUUGCGGCCUCGAAAACAUUCAAUACAUCCAUCUGAUCUACAUUUGCUGCUCAACACACUUGCAUCCUCAUCUACUCUGCGAAGCACGGAAACAUGGUUCCCAAUGUGUUUUCCAAAAUUUAACCCAGCAGGAUUUGUUCAUUCCUACAUCAAUUUCAUGACAGAAGAUAUUGGUCUGGUCUUUGUCAGUGCAGACCAAGAGGCCUUUGAGGACCUACAAAAAUGGAAAGACCUUGUGGUGGAAAAACUACAACACAAUGGACUUCUUGCCCAAAUCCAGGAUGCUAUCCCUUCCCACCCAUACACCAUCUCCACUGUUGGUUGCCCUGGGUUGCUGCAUUUUGUAUACAAGUCUCGCCAGCAUAUACAGAUCACUCAGCCCACAUGGGAGGCACCAUAUAACAAUGACUCAAUAGAUCAUAAGCGGUAAGAGAGACUUGAUUUGACAACCCCAGAAGCUGAAUCUGCUGCAAAGACUUGUGACAAUGUACCAGACCCUUCAUGACACUAUACAUUCUCGCUCUGGUCAAGACAUGCCUGUCAAGUUAGUCUGCAUCCAGUCAGAUCAUGAGAAGUGUCUUGCAUGGGCCACAAAACCUUUUGAGCUCUACAUGACAGUGUCACCUCAGCUUUCCAACUCAGCAUUGGUGGCUACAGCAAACAAGGUUGCAAGAUGGGUAUUGUCAGAUGAGAAUCAAAUAUUCUUGAAGGAUGCCCCAGUAUUCUAGAGGGCAUGCAUUUAUGUAUUCAAUUUAUGUGUACACAUA
Molecule: messenger RNA, 1879 nt
Organism: Cryptococcus amylolentus CBS 6039
Lineage: Eukaryota; Fungi; Basidiomycota; Tremellomycetes; Tremellales; Cryptococcaceae
Exons: 12
Coding region: 43-1542 (499 amino acids)
Biological process (GO): protein targeting to vacuole; vesicle-mediated transport
Cellular component (GO): fungal-type vacuole membrane; Mon1-Ccz1 complex
Source: RefSeq, a predicted model, not a curated record